UGUGACAAGGACAGUUAAAGUUUGGAGCUACCAUCUCUACAAACCGUGCUGUCUGGGGGAAUCGAGACUUCCUGCUAUGGAGGCAGUAGGUAAGUAUGACUUUACAGCCACUGCUGAGGAUGAGCUGAGCUUCAGGAAGGGAGACAACAUGAAGAUCUUGGGCACCAAUGAUGACUGGUUGAUGGCUGAGCGACAUGGAAAGAAGGGAUUCAUACCACGUAACUACAUCGACAUAAACCUACCCAGUUGGUACCAGGAGAGUGCUAGUCGAGGUGAGGCCCAGGAGUCUCUCAUGGCCCAGCCUAUAGGAUCCUUUCUGAUCAGGGGCAGCCAGAGCGCCCCAGGAGAUUUCUCCAUAUCCGUUAGACACGAGGCAGACGUGCAGCACUUCAAGGUGAUGGCAGACACCAGAGGGCAGUAUUACCUCUGGUCUGAGAAGUUCAGCUCCUUCAACGAGCUGGUGAACUAUUACAUGAACAACUCUGUCUCUAAACACAGCCGCAUCUAUCUGCUGGACACAGAUACACAGGAGAGGGGAUUCGGCCAGACCAGGACAUCAGCCCCAUCCUCUCAGCCCCAGCCUCACCAGCCCCUGCCCCGCGCACCCCAGCCUCACCUGCCCCUGCCCAGCAUACCCCAGCCUCACCUGCCCCUGCCCAGCAUACCCCAGCCUCACCAGCCCCGCGCACCCCAGCCUCACCUGCCCCUGCCCAGCAUACCCCAGCCUCACCUGCCCCUGCCCAGCAUACCCCAGCCUCACCAGCCCCGCGCACCCCAGCCUCACCAACCGCAUCCACGCUCACCAGACCCCAUACCCCCACCACAGCGUGCGGCUGUGACCACGGGGGGCAGUGGUCUGAUGCAGGUGAGAGCUCAGUAUGACUUCAAAGCCGAGGAGAAGGACGAGCUGAGCUUCAAGGCUGGUGACGUCAUCGAGGUGCUAGAGUGUUCCGACAUGUCAUGGUGGAAAGGAAGACUGAGGGGACAAACGGGAGUGUUCCCUUCCAACUACACCAACCCUGUAUGAGAGAGAAGGAAAUGGUUAGCAUUUAGAGCUAAAUAAUUAUCUGAAUUCAUUAUAGCAGACGUUCUUAUCCAGAGCAACUUAAAAGAGCAAUUAGGGUGAAGUGCCUUGCUCAAGGGCAUAUUGACAGAUUUUUCACUCAGGGAUUCGAAUCAGUGACCUUUCGGGUUACUGACCCAACAGCCUCAACCGCUAGGCUACCUGCCUCCCUAACAAUAACAAUUAUAUUUCUGAGAGAGAGAGAGAGAGAGAGAGAGAGAGAGAGAGAGAGAGAG
Molecule: messenger RNA, 1299 nt
Organism: Salvelinus namaycush (lake trout)
Lineage: Eukaryota; Metazoa; Chordata; Actinopteri; Salmoniformes; Salmonidae
Product: GRB2-related adapter protein-like
Exons: 7
Coding region: 77-1027 (316 amino acids)
Molecular function (GO): protein binding
Source: RefSeq, a predicted model, not a curated record